GUUCUCAUCACAUUCCCACUCGCUGCAAUGCUCGACAUCUUGACUGAUCUUCUGAUCAUGGCGAUUCCAUACAUGAUCCUGAGACAUGUCCGCCUGUCCACGAAGCAAAAGCUCGUCUUGUACUCUUUGUUCUCCCUAGUAAUCAUCACCAUCGGGGUGGCCUUAACGCGGGUGAUCGUCUCCAUGAAAGCUCGGCGCCAGGGAGGCCUAACAGUAUCACUCCUGGUAUUCCUAGCCGAUGCCGAAGCAGCCACAGCACUCUUCGUAGCCUGCAUCGGCAGCUUUCGCACGCUCUUUACCCAAGCCGACACACUGACCCCGUACGGAUCCCGCAACAACCAAACGCCAAAGGCCAAACCGCAGAAUCUGGGGAAACAGAGGAGUACAGGAUAUAGCUCGAAUAGGAAUGAAUCGAGCGAGGCGAUUGUGAAUGCGACUGAGCUGAGGGAUAUGCCGCCGCAGUCUCCGCAGACGCCAUCGGCUUUUUAUAUGAAGCUCGAGUUGCCGGGGCUGGGUAAGACGUGA
This is a messenger RNA of Periconia digitata, 525 nucleotides long. NCBI's taxonomy places the organism in Eukaryota, Fungi, Ascomycota, Dothideomycetes, Pleosporales, Periconiaceae. The record is from the annotation of a GenBank genome assembly.